Prorocentrum cordatum is the source of this 3501-nucleotide messenger RNA. NCBI's taxonomy places the organism in Eukaryota, Dinophyceae, Prorocentrales, Prorocentraceae. The record is from the annotation of a GenBank genome assembly.
UAACGGUUCGUCUAGACUCUAGAGGGACGUCAAGGAUAAGAAAACACGGGUGAGCGAGGGUGUGCAGAGAUUUCGGCUCACUCGUCGCGGUCGCGCUUCGUUUUCGUAUACACACGCACACAACGUACUCUCUCUUCACUGGGUGAAUAUUCAUUCCGCAGGGACAGCAUGCUUGGCAUGAUGGUUCCUCUCCGCGCUCUGGCCGUAGCCGCGUUGCUACGAGCGACUGCCGCUAUCAAGAUCGUGGAGGACGGGGACAGGGACGGGCCCGAGGUCAUUACAGGGGAGACCGCUGCCGUGUGGCGCAAGAUCAUGGAGACCAGCGCCAACGCAAUGCAGCACCAACGAAAUGCAGAGGAGGCGGCGAAAACUGCCGCGGAGGCCAGGGCGGUCGACGAUGCGGCAUGGGACGCAGCAGCGGCAAAGGCUGCAGCGGAUGCCAGGGCCGCAGAGAAGGCGGCGAAAGCUUUUGCGGAGGCCGAGGCUACCGAGAAGACUGCCGCGGAGGCGAAGGCGGCAGAGGAGGCGGCGAAGGCUGCCGCGGAAGCCAAGGCUGCAGACGAGGCCGCCAAUGUUGCUUCGGAGGCCAGUGCCGCGGAACAGGCAGCGAAAGUUGCGGAGGAGGCCAAGUCUGCAGAGGAGGCGGCUAAGGCUACCGCACAGGCCGAGGCGGCGGAGGAGGCGGCGAAUAAUGCCGCAGCGGCAAAGUCUGUAGCAGAUCCCAGGACCGCAGACGAAAAGGCGAAGUCUUUCGCAGAGGCCGAGGCUGCAGAGAAGGCUGCCGCGGCGGCCAAGGCGGCAGAAGAGGCGGCGACGGCCGCCGCAGAGGCCGAGGUUGCCAUGGAGGUGGCAAGGAAGGCCGCAACUGCCAAGGCUGCAGCGGCGGCCAAGGCCGCAGAGGCGGCCGCGGAGGCUCUCGCGGAGGCCAAGGCUGCCGAGGUGGUUGCCGCGGAGGCCAGAGCUGCAGAGGAGACGAGGACGAAGGCUAUCGCGGCUACCACGGCUGAUGACGAGGUCGCCAGGGUUGCUUCAGAGGCCAGGGCCGCCGAACAGGCUGCGGAAGCUGCCGAAGAGGAUGAGGUGGCGAAGGCUGCAGCGCCGCAAGCACAGACCAGAGCUGCAGAGGAGGCCGCGAAGGCCGCAGCGCCACCAGCGCCAGCGUCUAUCACGGAGGACCGCCAUGAUAAGGGGCGACCACAACCUUCUCCUCCGCCGACGGCGCCCCCGACGCUGGAGCCGACGCAGGAGCCCACACCGGAGCCAACAUUCAAAUUUGAGGCUCCAGGAAUCCCUUGCUCGUGUCACGUGCCAGAAUGCUUUAAGACGUACGACCACAACGGGGAUGGUUGCCUCACCCAAGACGAGUGUGACUUGCAGAUGCCCAUCUUGGAAUACUGUUUCAUGGUACCCGCAACCUGCGGGCCAGAGAAGUGGGACUUGGAUGAUGACGCUUGCAUCAACCUGACCGAGUUCGAAAUGGUUUACGAGGUUAACCAAUCAGUCUGCCCGACGGAGGUUCCCGAGCCGUGCGACGAGUGCCCUCAGGGCAAGUACAUCGUCCCGAACCCCUGCGAGUGCGUAGACUGCGUUGGCGAAACGCGAAGGCGCCGCUCCAUAGAGUGUACUCCCUGCCCAGCUCCCUUCGUGCCCUGCCAGGACCCCGACGCAGACGAUUGCUGCGAUCCUUACAUCCCGGGUGCAUCAAACGUUCCAAACGGAAGCACCUCGAUUCCCGUGCAUGUCGCGUAUCAAACAUGUACUGAGUUCUCAUUGGGCGACAGUAUCACCAUCUCUGGAAGGUUAUCGAGCGACCCGUCUACAACCGUCACGCACUCAACAGUCGUCAUUGGGAUCUCUCAGAUUACUGGGGGAUACGAACUCGAUCUCAACGACCCGCUCCCUGGAAACUUUCAAUAUGACACGACAGUUCAGCAGGCGUGCACAUCCACUGACGGGACUCAGGUGAGCGGCUCAUUCUCUCCCUUCGCUGGUGGUUGUUGCUGCGCAUGCGGCACUGAUUGCUGCGAGACCACCGAGGUGUGCACUCUUUACCCCAACGGCACUGGUGAGUGCUCCAAUGCUGGCCCGUACCCCGAAUUCUCGACUCCAGCCCCGACCGUCGGGGCCAAGGGUGACCCGCACUUGGUCAACCUUCAAGGAGAGCACUUCGACAUCAACCACGAAGGCACGUUCACACUUCUCCGUUUCCCGCAGGCUGUCGAGAAGGCGGCCGAGUUUUCCUUCCAAGCAGUCGUCCAGCCGGACGUGGGGAAGCCGUGCACCACGUACAUUACGCACGUGGAGCUAUCGGGCGCUUGGCUCGGCGGUAAGUCCAUGGAGAUUCGCUGCUACCGCAAGUCCCAUUCGAAUGACACCGACGCGUUCCUCGGUGCCCGGCUGCUCGAGGGCAAGGGCGAUUCCCCCUGGCAGACCAUUGAGGAAUUCGAGACGAAGGACCUUGUGCUCUCCGACUCGGAAUCGGGCAUCGAGGUUUCGCUAGACAAGGCGACCUGGUUCCCCAAGAAGCGCUCAAAGACGGGGCCGACUGCGGCUGGUAUGUUCACCCUCUAUCUGCGCAACAAAAGGAGCCCGACUGGCGCCAAGAUCACCAUGCGCCAGGACUUACCCGAGCAGGAGCACCUUAACGUGGCUGUGCGGCAGUUAUCCCAGCUUGGCCGCGUGGACGUCGGCGGCCUACUCGGCUUCGACGCACACCCAGAGAGCCUGGAGCGCCCCUCUGCCGCGUGCGUCCAUCACAGGGCCACGGCGCGCUACCGCAUCGAGAGCCAGGACUACGCGGACCACGGCUACUAUUUCCGGCCCGCGUGGAAGGACCGUUGGGACAAGAUUCGUACUGGGGGUCGCUCGCGGGACAACGAGGCGGCCGCCAGCUUCAUGGGCAGAUUCGACGGCAAGAGCGGCCUGGAGAAUAAGGUGUGCAAGUGCCCGAGCGAUCCGCACGGCAGUGCCGCUGGCAGCAUCGAAGGAGUACUCGUCGAGGAGGCGAGCUUCAUGUUCGCCAAGGCGUCUUGGGAGUAGGCUGGGAGUAGGCUCGCACCGCUGAGCCGCGUCGCACCGGUAUGGACGUGCGCUGCCGACGGCAACCUUAUUCCCUGCCUCAUUCCCCAGCGCUCUUGUCGGCCGUUCCCGUCCUCCUCGCCGCCGACGACGGCGAGAAAGGGGCUCGUCCCAGGUUUCCCUCUGAUGCGCGUCUGCUCUGCUGGUCUCGCAGUGCUUCAUGGAUUCACCGACUGGUCGAACGUUUGCUCCUCAUUUUGGUGGCGCGGUUUCUUCUUCCACGGCUCACCUUCUGGCAGCCGUGGGAUCUAUAGCGUCUCGUUGCACGCCCUCUUUCUUCCUUGCUCGGCGGCCCACCGGACCUCCGUGCACUCUUGCCCCCAGCGCUUGGAACAAAAAGAGAGCAGGCCCCCCAGAUUGGCCCAAGAGUGCCCCAAGAUGCCCGAUGGCUUUCAACGACCCCAUUGUCUUCUUUUAAUGCAG